AACAAGGAAGUGAAGUUCAAUGAACAACCCGGUUAUCAGGGUUAUCAUGGGUUCCCUUUUCAUUCUCCUAAUGUAACUAAAAAUGCUUAUAACGUUGUGCUACGUCUACCUCUGGGUGCGUUUUCAGAAGUUUUACACGCCGGUCAUUCGCAGGACUGUACAAAGACUGUGCGGGAGCAGUAACCUCAGCAGUUUCACGUUUUGUGCUGUUAAGCCAGAGUGUCAAACGGAGGACCAAACGUCCAAGCAGCGCGAGUCAACCUUACCAGAAGACGACACAGGGGUUUUCCUUAAGCUGGGAAACAAGGCUAUAUAUAUUACCGAACCACAGGCUUGUGAUGACCUCAGCAAGUGGACUCUCUUGAUAGGAUCUUCCCUGUUCUGUCGCCCAAGGAUAGAGAACAUUGCUUUCAUCAUAGAGGCCACAUCGGGACCUAAUGGGGGCCAGUCUCUUAACUCAAAUAAAAAAGUGCUAAAGUGGUCUGAUUACUGCCACCCGUUGGCCUGCAGUCCUGGGCUGCCCUUCAGGGCUGUAGCUGAGACGAGUGUGGAUAACUUUAGCCGUUUGGGGGUGGCGUUCAUGGAAGAUCGGCUUCAGAUGGAAAAUGGUCUUGUUCCAGAAAAAAUAGUCUCUGUUCUACUUCAAGAAUCCACCCUCAGGGAACUUAUUGAGAAGAAACAAUCAUUGAACAGCAACCAGACUGAACAGAAAGUCCAGCAUCUUCCUUUAAAUCCUACCACUGCAAUAGUACUUUCAGGACCUUCACCAAGAGAGAAGGAAGCGGAAGACAUCUCACAGGGCUUAGAGCUGGCACGCAGAAAGAGCAGCGUGAAUCUCUCUGUUGCUUCGGAGCUGACCGGUCAGAAGAGCAGUGAAGGGGAGUGUAGGGAUUCUCGUGAUAAGGAGCAGGCCGCAGGCCCUGUGGCAGGACACCAUCACAUGGAAGGCCACCACCACCUCCACCUGUCCAGCUGCCAUGAGUGCCUGGAGCUGGAACACAGCACCAUCCUGUCCGUGAAGUACGCUUCGAUAGAGAACAUUCCAGACCUCCCGCACGACUAUGACUAUGAUGACAGCGACGAAGGUACAGAGGAACUGGAGAGCUUUGCUGGCCAGAGCAAAAGGGUCAACGUCAGCGGAAAGCCCCCGAAUGUUCUCGUCUACACUGGGAGCUGCGUGGAAAGAUUUGACCUGAUCCGCUGCCUUCUUUCUGAAUGCAUAGACACUGACAGCUAUAUUCUCUAUCCGCUGAGGCCUCAGCAGGCCCUCAGCGAGCCGUGGCUGGAGAACACGUUGCUGUUGGUGCUAGCAGCAGACGAAGCCCUCACCCCACAGCUUCAGGAGCGUUUUCUGGCGUACCUGGACAAGGGAGGGAAAAUCUUGGGUCUCUCCUCCACCUUCUCUCCAGCGGGCCUGACUCUGGUGGUUAAGGAAGCCCAAAGGAAUCAGAUCUGCAGGUUGGGUUUCACCAAAGCCGACAGCACGGAGUUGGAGCUGAGCGUGUUGGCCAGCGGGAGCGUGUAUGUGCGGGAGCCAGCGGACUGCGUGACUGGCGAGGUGGAGCUCUGGGGGGAGCUGCACGGAGACGCCAAGGACAUGGUGAUCGUCAGAGUGACACACGGAGCAUGUGGCGGGGACGCUGUGUUGUGUCAGGUGCGUCUGGAGACCGCCCCAGAUUCCCAGCACGUGCAGAGCCCAGGUGACUUUGACAUGCUCAAGAAGAGUAAUGCCCUUCGCUACGAGGUCAUAACAGAGAUCCUCACCUCACUGGGACUGAGCUGUGAGCUGAGCCAGGUGCCACCGCCCAGCCCUGUGCAUGUCCUCUCCACCUGCCCGGAGUUGAAAGGCCGCUUCUUAAAGUGGCUAGAAAGCCAGAUGGACAAGGAGGGCAUGCUGAGGUCCCCAAAGACCUGUCUGAAGCUGUUGUCAAGUGCAGAGCUCCAGACGGACUUGCCUGAGGGGGUGCUUGCCGUGCUCCCUGAACCCCCAGAGUUCUUGUCGGAGCAGUUCAACCUGCAGGCCUACAACCACCACCUGCACACCCACACCCUGGGUCGUACCCUGCUCUAUGCCGAGGUCACCCCUACUACCAUGGACCUGUUGGAGGGGUUGAUGCUUGAGUUACCAGAGGAAAUGGGGUUAAUCGCCAUAGCUCUUCGUCAGACAAAGGGCAGAGGUCGCGGAGGAAAUGCCUGGCUUAGCCCGUUGGGUUGCGCCAUGUUCACCCUGCAUGUGCGGAUUCCCAUCAGUUCGUCUCUGGGUCAAAGGAUUCCCUUCCUGCAGCACCUGGCCGCGCUGGCAGUAGUGGAGGCCGUGUGCACUCUACCGGGAUAUGAGAAAAUAGACUUGCGGGUCAAAUGGCCUAAUGACAUCUACUAUGGUAGCCUAAUGAAACUUGGUGGUGUUCUGGUGAAUUCAACAGUCAUGGGAUCCACGUUCCACAUUCUCAUAGGCUGUGGCUUCAAUGUCAGUAACAGCAACCCAACAAUCUGCAUCAAUGACCUGGUGGUGCAACAUAACCGGGAGCAUGGCUCAGACCUGGAGCCCCUGAGUCCAGCACACCUCAUUGGCCGCACAGUCACCCAGCUCGAAAAGCUCAUUGCAGAUUUUCAAGAGAAGGGCCCAUCAGCCGUGCUGCCCAUAUACUACAAAAGAUGGGUUCAUAGCGGGACGCGGGUGAAGUUGUGGAGUGAGGACGGCCCGGAGGCGGAGGUGGUGGGGUUGGACGACCACGGCUUUCUACAGGUGAAGUCAGACAAGGAGGUGGUGUCUGUUCAGCCUGACGGGAACUCCUUCGACAUGUUAAGGAACCUGGUUGUCACGAAGCACAGCUAGGCACCUUACAUAUCACUGCAGCAUUCUUGGUUUAGUUAUAGCCUGUGUUUCUGCAGAAGUACUGUACACUUUUUAAAUCUUACUGGAUUUUUUUGCUGAGUUAUUGACUGAAGAAGUAUUGCUCAUUCCAUCCCAAAUACAAAUUUCAUCUGUCGUAACAUAAAGGUAUUAGGCAUUUCAUCCUUGUCAUUUUAAUUCACUAUGCAAGACAUAUAUAAUGUGCUAUGCUAAUUUAACAACAUGGCAGCUAUAAUCUCAGAUCUUGUUGGUACUCAUAUCUCUCAACACUACAUGAUGUAUGCAACAUUGAUCAAGGUCUGUUCAGCACAAUUUCUCUUGAUUUUGAAUCUCUCUCCUGAAUUGAUGCCAUGCAGGUAAACAGGAAUUUUCUUGCUUAACACUAUUAAAGUGAAAACAGAAAGAUGUUGUGCCUUUUCAUUUUCACAUGCUGUUGUUUACAUUAUCUGUGCUAUAAAUGACGUGUCCGUGAUCAUGGCCCUUCUUGGCCACUGCUAAGUGAGACCAGAUGAACAGCCUGAUUGUCUUUGAAAAUAUAUAUGAAUGGCUGUACAAAAUGAGAUUCUGUAUUAUUAGUAACAGAAUCACUGGUGUAUAGGGCAAAGUAGGUUGACCAGUCAUCAGGGAACUGGAUGUCCAGAGGCAGUCUUGAAAUCAGGAUUACUUGCUGAGCAUUUUUCCCUUACUCCGACUUCUGGCUUUUGCGUUCUGCUCUAAAAUUGCCACAGCCACAUUAUUUAUCAUAGCUGACUCAGUUGGGUUUACUCAAUGUGAAUACCACAACUCUGUCACUACACUCUUUAAAACGAAUGUGUUGAACACAACUUGCAUUGUUUUUAACACAUAUACGUGUCCAGAUAGGGACAACACAGUUUGUGUUGUGUCCUUUAUUUUAGUUGUUGCACAAUAUGUGUUGAAAAUAACACAACUUGUGUUUUUUUACAUCUCUGUGUCCAGAUAGGGAAAACACAUUAAUUUUAAGAGUACUAUUGACAUACAGUAUGGCUUAGAAAUGAGAGUUGUGGUUGUUCUGCCCCACAAUUAUGCCAUACAUUUCUUAAGUCAAGCUCUGCUAAUGUGCGGCCGCCCUCAAGAUGGAAGACAAAAAUAUUUGGAAAAAGUGUAAUACACUUUAACACUCCGGUGCACAAACUUGUGCUCUUAAGGAAGCUUGGCAGAAACUGGUAAGGGAACCAUUCAACUUGUCAUCAUAACGCAGACAGAAAAAAAAAAAAAAAAGCCAAAUAUGUUAUUGACACCAAAUUGAGCCUUACAUUAUUUUGUUGAAAAUGUAUAGUAGGCUAGUACUGAUUUCAUGAACCUUAAAUUUGUGCUGAGAGGAAAAGCAAAAUCAUCUGGACCGCACAGACUUACAGAUGCAUCUGGUUUCUCCCUCUCCCACUGUAGCUUCAGAUCUUGACUCUUCACUCAUGUAUACUCAUUUUGGCACAGACAAUGCAUACACAUUGUGACAAUUAAAAGGUAAACUGGGUUUGUAUGUUUUCCAUUUAAAUAAAGACAAAAAUGUCACCUCAAGCAUUUAAUUCUAAACUGAAGAAUGACCACCUUUUUUGUUAUAUUUCUACUGUACUUCACAUUUUUACUGUUCUGCUACUUGGUCUUGUACUAACUAAUGUUUUGUAUGUGCUAAGGACAUGUUUCUUCAGUGUUUUUGAGAAAAUGUGAAAAUGACAACAGGGUGUUAAAGGAGAAAUACGGCAGUUUUUGACAUAGAUAUCCAUUUCUCAAGGUCAUCGAGACCGAGUACUGUCAGUAUGAAAAAAAAAAGAUUUUUUACCUAGCUCGAGUUGCUACACCCAAUAGAUAAAGUAGCCAGGUAGCUGCAGCGCUACAUUCUAGGGGCAUGAACACGGGGAAUCACCAAUAUGCCCCCAGAGCGUAGCACUGUAGCUGCCUGGCAGCUCAAACUCGACAACCUACUGUAGCAACCGUAGCUAGGUAAAAACGAUUGUUGUAGUUUUUUUUAAAUACUAACAGUACUCUGCGACCUCGAGAAAUGGAGAUCUGUGUGAAAAAUCAGCAGAUUUCUCCUUUAAGGAAGUGUAGAUUACUCAUUAUUUGAUGUAUUAUUAUGUAUAAACUCUGCUUGAUAGUUUGUCAUCAUGGCUUUUAUGAAACUUAAGGCGUGUUCAGAGUGGUGUAAAGAAACAAUUGUUUUGAUGAGGUUAAUGUGAUUUAGAAUAGCCUAUAUCCUUUAGAAUGUUCUUGAUUAAAGGCAGUGGUCUUUUAUUUUGUGUGUCA
Molecule: messenger RNA, 5116 nt
Organism: Sardina pilchardus (European sardine)
Lineage: Eukaryota; Metazoa; Chordata; Actinopteri; Clupeiformes; Clupeidae
Gene: hlcs
Product: holocarboxylase synthetase (biotin-(proprionyl-CoA-carboxylase (ATP-hydrolysing)) ligase)
Exons: 11
Coding region: 83-2836 (917 amino acids)
Biological process (GO): protein modification process
Cellular component (GO): cytoplasm
Molecular function (GO): biotin--[biotin carboxyl-carrier protein] ligase activity
Source: RefSeq, a predicted model, not a curated record